AUGUCGUAUGAGGUAGGGACCAGAUGCUGGUAUCCAGAUAAAGAAGAGGGAUGGAUCGGUGCCGAGGUGUCGAAACUCUCGACGUUAGAGGAAAACAAGUACAGUUUGUCACUGGCACUUGAAAAUGGCGAAACGGUUGAGAUCGAAACAUCGUCUUUGAGCGAAGAUCACAACAACAGUGGAGCCAACGGUAAUGCCGGUAAUAAAAACGCACUGCCGCUGCUGAGAAAUCCUCCAAUUCUAGAGGCUAUCGAGGAUUUGACCUCGCUGUCAUAUUUGAACGAGCCUGCCGUACUGCAUGCUAUCAAGACCCGCUAUGGUCAAUUGAACAUAUACACGUAUUCGGGUAUCGUGCUGAUCGCCACGAAUCCGUUCGAUCGUGUGGAACAGCUGUACUCUCAGGAUAUGAUUCAAGCUUACGCCGGAAGACGUCGUGGCGAAUUGGAACCGCAUCUUUUUGCCAUUGCAGAAGAGGCCUACAGACUGAUGAAAAACGACAAACAAAACCAAACGAUCGUGGUGAGCGGUGAAUCCGGUGCCGGGAAAACCGUUUCGGCCAAAUACAUCAUGCGCUACUUUGCUUCGGUCGAGCAGGCGGCCAAAAGAGACUCAGCGGCCAUUCCAGACCACAAUGACCAUCGUCAUGAAAUGUCCGAAACAGAGCGUCGAAUCCUGGCCACUAACCCUAUCAUGGAAGCGUUUGGUAACGCAAAGACCACGCGGAAUGACAAUUCCUCGAGAUUCGGAAAGUAUCUCGAAAUCCUGUUCAACUCGGAGACUUCCAUCAUCGGUGCCAGGAUUAGAACAUACCUUUUAGAACGUUCUAGACUGGUAUUUCAACCUAGUGUCGAGAGAAAUUACCACAUCUUCUAUCAAUUGAUGGCGGGUCUUUCAGAAAGCGAAAAAUCAGAGCUGAAAUUGACUAAGGUGGAGGACUAUCAUUAUCUUAACCAGGGUGGCGAUUAUCGCAUCAAAGGCGUGGACGACGCUGCCGAUUACAAGGAAACCGCGGACGCCUUGAGGCUGGUUGGGUUUUCCGCAGAUACUCAACAACAGCUGUUCAAAAUUCUAGCCGCUUUGUUGCAUAUCGGUAAUAUCGAAGUCAAGAAAACCAGAAAUGAUGCUUCCCUAAGCUCUGACGAGCCCAAUCUGCUCAUUGCGUGUGACCUUUUGGGUAUUAAUGCCUCCGACUUUGCCAAAUGGAUCACAAAGAAACAAAUUACAACUAGAGCCGAGAAAAUUGUUUCCAACUUAACCUUCAGUCAGGCAAUUGUGGCUCGGGACUCGGUAGCCAAAUUUAUCUUUACAGCACUUUUCGACUGGCUAGUAGAGAAUAUCAACACCGUGCUUUGCAAUCCCGAAGUUUCCAAGCAUAUCAGCUCUUUCAUAGGUGUUCUGGAUAUCUACGGGUUUGAGCAUUUCAAAAAGAACUCUUUUGAGCAGUUCUGCAUAAAUUAUGCAAAUGAGAAACUGCAGCAAGAAUUCAACCAGCAUGUUUUUAAACUCGAGCAGGAAGAAUACGUUGCCGAGCAAAUAGAGUGGUCUUUCAUCGAGUUCAAUGACAAUCAACCGUGCAUCGACCUUAUCGAAAACAAGCUUGGUAUUUUGUCCCUACUUGAUGAAGAAUCCAGGCUGCCUGCAGGAUCUGAUGAAAGCUGGACCCAAAAACUCUACCAGGCCCUAGAUAAGCCUCCUACAAACGCCGUUUUUUCAAAACCAAGAUUUGGACAAACCAAAUUUGUUGUCUCGCAUUACGCUUUAGAUGUAGCGUACGAUGUUGACGGUUUCAUAGAAAAGAAUAGGGAUACGGUUUCGGAUGGUCACUUGGAAGUCUUGAAGGCUACACAGAACGAUACACUGCGGUCUAUUUUGGACAUCAUCGACAAAAACGCUGCUGCUCUAGCAGAAAAGCAGGAAGCCAACAAGAAACCAGGGCCUGCAAGAAUGGUCAACAAAAAACCAACGCUUGGUUUUAUGUUCAAACAAUCCUUGAUUGAAUUAAUGAGUACAAUCGACUCCACAAAUGUCCAUUAUAUUCGUUGCAUCAAACCAAAUGAGAAUAAAGAGGCAUGGAAGUUCGACAAUCUAAUGGUUUUGUCACAACUUCGUGCUUGUGGUGUACUGGAAACUAUCCGUAUCUCGUGUGCAGGGUUUCCCUCCAGAUGGACUUACAAUGAAUUUGUUGUAAGAUAUCAUAUUUUGAUACCAUCAGACAACUGGACUAAGAUUUUCACUUUGGAAGCCUCGGAGGAAGACGUCAGAAAUUUGUGCAAAGAUAUCUUGAAUGAAACCGUCAAAGAGAAAGACAAGUACCAGCUUGGUAACACCAAGAUUUUUUUCAAAGCAGGUAUGCUGGCAUAUUUGGAAAAACUAAGAAGUACUAAAAUGCACAACGCCUGUGUCCUCAUACAGAAAAAGAUCAAAGCUUUGUACUACCGGAAAAAAUAUUUGGAGAUCACAAAUGCUCUUCAUAUGCUACAAGCCUACAGCAGUGGACAUGCGUGUCGUCUAAGUGUGGACUUCAAAUUGAAAAGUAUGGCGGCGUGCUUCUUGCAGGCGUUUUUUAGAGGACGUUCUCAACGUCGCGCCGCUACGACUGCGUUGGCAUCCAUCGUAAAGGUUCAGUCCCUGGCAAGAAAGCGGAUCGCACAAAGGGCCCUUUCCGAGAAACAACAAGCAACUGCAGCUGUUACUAUUCAAAGCAAGAUUCGGGGAUUUAAUCCACGUCAAAGUUACAACACCACAAGAGGGUCUUCCAUUCGCAUUCAGUCCCUGGUUAGAAGAACACUGGCUCAAAGAACAUUGAAGCAACUGAAAUCUGAUGCAAAGUCUGUCAAUCAUUUACAGGAAGUGAGUUAUAAGCUCGAAAACAAAGUGAUCCAGCUCACGGACAAUCUGGCAGAAAAAAUCAAGGAGAAUAGAGAGCUUACUGCCCGUAUUCUUGAACUUCAAACAUCUUUGAAUGAAUCUGCCAAUAUUCAAAGUGUUCUGGACACACAGAAAGAAGAGCAUUCUAGGAACCUAAAGGAGCAGCAAGAUACACAUCGCAAUGAGCUUUCAAGUAAGGCAGAAGAGUUGCGUGCAGCUCAAGAAGAAGUUGCUGCUGCCAAAAAGGAAAUUGACGAGCUUUUGGUAAAGCAUGAAGAGAUCAAGAAAGAAGUUCGCUCGGCAGUUGAAUCCCUAAAUCAAGCUAAAACUGAAUUUGCGGACUCGCAAACUCAGAACUCGGAUUUGAAAAACGAGGUGAAAUCACUUAAGGAUGAAAUCAGCCGCCUGCAUAGCAGCAUUCGCAGUGGAGUCAGCACAAACGGCACAAUGGUAAACACGCCUACCAAAGCGAGAAGGUUCAGUAGUCACAGCAGCGUAACAGAUGGAACCUCACCAAGGCAGCUGAACGUAAUUUCCAUGAAUAGCGGCAUGGAAGACGAUGCAAGGUCAACUGCAAGUGCAUUGUCUCAAAUAAAUGACGAGCUGUACAAGAUUCUCGAGGACACUAAGGCCCUGAACACAGAGAUUGUCGAUGGCCUUCUCAAGGGCUUCAAGAUUCCAGAGACAGGUGUAGCCGCUGAAUUGACCAGAAAGGAGGUGCUUUACCCUGCAAGAAUCAUGAUUAUCAUCUUAAGUGACAUGUGGAGGUUAGGUUUAACAAAGCAGAGUGAAAGUUUUCUUGCUGAUGCGAUGUCUACCAUUCAAAAACUUGUCACCGCUUUGAAAGGUGAUGACUUGGUAAGUCAUGGAGCCUUUUGGCUGACGAAUGUGCGCGAAUUAUACUCUUUUGUCGUUUUUGCGCAAGAGAGUAUUUUGAAUGAUGAUACUUACAACAGUGGCUUGAACGAAGAUGAGUAUAAGGAAUACGUGACUCUGGUCACCGAGUUGAAGGACGACUUCGAGUCUUUGAGUUACAACAUAUACAACAUCUGGUUGAAGAAACUUCAAAAAGACUUGGAAAAGAAGGCAGUGUCCGCGGUGGUGAUGUCGCAGUCUCUUCCUGGGUUUAUCGCCAACGAAUCGACACAGUUUCUGGGCAAGCUAUUCACGCAGUCCAACUAUUACAAAAUGGAUGGUAUUUUAGCGUUUUUCAACAAUAUUUAUUGGUCGAUGAGAACGUAUCAUGUUGAACAGGAGGUUUUCCGUGAGGUCAUCAUCACUUUGUUGAAAUACGUUGAUGCCAUUUGUUUCAACGAUCUUAUCAUGAGACGCAACUUUUUAUCCUGGAAGAGAGGUUUACAACUUAACUACAAUGUGACCAGGCUAGAGGAAUGGUGUAAAUCUCACCACAUUCCGGAAGGCACAGACUGCUUGCAACACAUGCUACAGGCAUCGAAGCUCUUACAAUUGAAGAAAGCCAAUUUGGAGGACAUUGAUAUUAUUUGGGAAAUUUGCUCGUCGUUGAAACCUGCACAGAUCCAGAAGCUGAUUACCCAGUAUGCGGUUGCUGAUUAUGAAGUGCCCAUCCCACAAGAGAUUUUAAAUUUUGUUGCCAACAGAGUCAAGAGCGAAUCUUCACUAUCCUCGGACGGCAAAUCUCAGACCCACAGCAGCGACAUUUUCCUCACGGUUGAAAGCGGGCCAUUCGAAGAUCCUUUCAACCUGAUAGAGACCCGAAAAUUCGGUAAAAUUGAAGCCUAUAUUCCUGCUUGGAUGAAUUUGCCGAUCACCAGAAGAGUUGUCGAAUUAGUCACACAGCAUGUUACCGUCCAGGAGGUCCAAAGGGGUGUAUAG
Lachancea sp. 'fantastica' is the source of this 4722-nucleotide messenger RNA. NCBI's taxonomy places the organism in Eukaryota, Fungi, Ascomycota, Saccharomycetes, Saccharomycetales, Saccharomycetaceae. The record is from the annotation of a GenBank genome assembly.